Nicrophorus vespilloides is the source of this 3563-nucleotide messenger RNA. Its product is annotated as dystrobrevin beta. The transcript has 18 exons. Gene Ontology annotation, biological process: synaptic signaling. NCBI's taxonomy places the organism in Eukaryota, Metazoa, Arthropoda, Insecta, Coleoptera, Silphidae. Gene Ontology annotation, cellular component: plasma membrane; synapse. Gene Ontology annotation, molecular function: zinc ion binding. The record is from RefSeq and is a predicted model, not a curated record. The coding region runs from base 663 to 3161 and encodes 832 amino acids.
GGCAACGCUGUAAUUCGGGCAGGUGCUAAACGAAGAUGGCGUCGAUGGUAUUGAGUGAAUUCCGAGAUGGAAAAUAAGUGGUUUUCUUGGAUAUUAAGUGAAUGAUAAUUGACGAAACGAACGGAAUAAGUUAAACUCAAACUGAUAUACCCAUCAUCCCAAUAUCCAGAUGAUAUAAAUCAGUUUUAAUGUUUGGACCAGUUUGGACGCGGACAGAGUAGUACUUAAACGCUUCAUUAGUUUUCUUUGCAUUCGCAGCGAAUGAUCAACUGUGCGUUUAGUUUUAGUGCUAUUUAUAAACCGAUGGUUCCGGCCGUCCGUCUUCGGUCCAACAAUAAGUUGCACAGCACCAAUGGUCAUUUAAAAAGUGUCAAUUGAUAUGACUCCAGGCAAUUUAUCAAAACAAAUACGAAACACACCAGCUUUUAACGAGCCAAAUUGAUAACAGAAUGUGUCAAUGAAUCUUCUUGGAUGCAAGUCACUUCAGCUUUGACAAUCUCCUCAAGUGUUGCAUUCUAAUUUCCAAUGAGUUCUCUGUGCCAAUUAUCUAUUCCAAUUUUACAAUUCACAUAGUUUCUAAUUCAUCACCAACUUUGGACAAACUUCUGCUACAUAUAGCAUUUAGAAUAAGUUUGUUUUUUAAUGUGCAGCUCAUAGUCAAGAUGCAGGGGCAAGAUGCAAUAUCUGGGUCUUCAGACCAUCGAUUGGCGCUUGUACAUGAAAUGAGUGCUCAUAAUUUUGAUCUAAUCAGAUUUGCCUCAUACCGGACAGCAAUGAAACUCAGAUUUAUUCAGAAGAAAGUUAGCUUACACGCAUUAGACAUAUGGAACGUGAUUGAAGCAUUUCGUGAGCAAGGUCUUCAUGCCUUAGAACCAACAAGCGAACUUAGCGUUGCCAGGUUAGAGACAUUGCUGUGUUCCUUAUACCAUAGUUUAAAUAAACGCGCGCCCCCCACUCAACAAGCCCAUGUCGAUGUAUGUUCAAGUUUAUUACUGAAUUGGUUACUAGCUGCAUAUGCAACUGUAGAUAAUGUUGGUAAAAUCAGAGUGUUUUCCAUAAAAGUAGCUUUAGCAACGCUGUGCGCCGGAAAAUUGAUGGAUAAAUUACGAUAUAUAUUUUCCCAAAUAUCCGACAGCAAUGGCCUGCUUUUAAUGUGGAGAUUCAAUGAGUAUCUACAAGAGGUCCUCUCUCUUCCAGCUGCAGUUUACGAAUCGCCGACUUUCAAUUACUCCGAUUCCGUUUCUACGACCAUUUUCAAUCCGAAUGCCAAGGUUACGGUCAACGACUUUCUGGAUAUAAUGAUGUCCGAUCCUGGGCCUCCGCCUCUUGUAUGGUUACCAUUGUUACAUCGCAUUGGAACAGUUGAAAGCGUGGUGCAUCCUAUACAAUGCGACGCUUGUCAAAAAGAAAACUUCGCGGGCUUCCGUUACCGUUGUCAGAAAUGUCCACACUACAACCUUUGCCAAGACUGCUUUUGGCGGGGGCGGGUCUCCGUCCCUCACACUCUGGAUCACAACGUGAAGGAAUAUUCAUCGUUCUCUCCGACACGAACGAUCGGCCAUUCUCUACGAAAGUCGUUUCGCUGUGUUCCAGAUAAACCGAAAAAUAAUCUUCCAAGGUUUCCGGAGCAACCGGAAAAACCGUUGAACUUAUCGCACAUUGUUCCGCCGUCGCCUUUACCUUCCCACAAUGGGUUUCCCGAUGGCAAUAAUUUCGUUCCACAUUACGACGGGAUGGGCAGCUUGGACAGUCGUUCAACAGCUAGAAGUUUGGAUAGCGCUCGUGACGAUGAGCACAGAUUAAUUGCAAGAUACGCAGCGAAACUAGCGCAAGAGCAGCGCUCAGGAAUGCCGAGAGGAGGCAGUCUAAGAAAAAAUUCCCUGUCACCCGAUGCGGGGCGAGUACCUUCUGAAGCUUGUCUGGGCAUGGAUUCUACGCGCGCCCAAAGGGAACUGAUCAGUCAACUCGAGGCGAAGAAUCGCGAAAUUAUGAGGGAAAUUGCCAGAUUAAGACGCCAACAAGAGUUGGAAUCGAGCGGUGGUCACGGACCUGAAAAUCCAGCUUUGAUGAAUGAGCUUCGGGCGUUACGAAUGAGGAAGGACGAACUUGAAACGCAUUUGACAACGUUGCAAGAUUCCAGGAGGCAACUUAUGAUACAGCUGGAAGGGCUCAUGAAAAUGCUCAAGCUAAAGUCGACAAUAUUUAUUCAGAACCAUCAAUCAUCGCCACGUAGUACGCCCAAUUCCUCUCCACGUAGUACUAAAUCACCACCUUUACCACCUGGUGCUGUUCCCACGACACAGGCAGGUCCCAGAAGUGCCCCACAGACGCCGCUCGGUCACGCUCCUGGUCAACCAAUGGGUUCGCAACAAACAUCCGAAAGGAGUCACAGUAUGGUUGCCGCCCUUGGGGGUGCCGGUAACACUAAUUCAUUGGACAGAAGCGAGAGGGGCGCUCACCAUAACGCAGCAGAGACAUCCCUAGCAGGUGUGGGCGGGGACGUAAGGAACGCCUUCGGCGGAUCCUCCAAUAUCAAUGUUGGAGGAAGCAACGGGAACGGAACGCCCGGCUCUAUGGGCCGUUCAUUGAGAAAUGAUCUGUUAGUCGCUGCCGAUUCGGUAACGAAUGCUAUGUCGACAUUAGUAAGAGAACUUAAUUCAGAACCUUCCACUUUACCCGGAUCUUCGUCAAUUCGAAAACCGCUCGAUUUUGAAGAUGAUGGAGAGGAUGAGUCCGAUGGUGGAUGGCAGCAGGAGCUGCAGAGGCGUUACGCGCAAGAGGCCAACUUCAUGGCCGAGCUGCGGGCUCGACAGGCGACAAGUCCGCCGGAAGGAAACUCUGCCCAAAAUAAUCAAAACUUCCAUAAUUAUCCAAACCAGCAGCCUUACCAUCCUCCGAACUACCCUCAGCCGUAUGUAAAUCACCAGGAGUUCAGUAGGCCAAAUUUCACCCUUCAGCAGGGUCCCAUGUACCCCAAUCAGCAUAACUAUUCGAAUCAAGGACCUUUCGCUUCUCAGCCACAGUUCAAUGACAGACGUAACUCGAAGGAGUUUAGUAAUACCAACGAAAUCCAAGAAGGUCAGGAGCAACGAGUGGACAUGCCCAUGUCCAAAGAGACUCUGGAAUGGGAGGAGGCUCUUAAAAACUGGGUGAAUCGUUAGAAACGUUUUGAACUUCACACAGAGUCAAUAAUAUAAAAGAUAUCACACUUUUUAAUUUAAUUAUGGAGAGCGCUUUUGCCAUCAUGUAUAGUUCCUUAUUGAGGACAAUUCUCUUUUCACAAUAUGAAGACGAAUUUCUCGUUUAUUUGCAUAACAAUCCAAAACGCGUCGUAGAAAAAACAUGAAUGUAAUGCAUAUAUUCUGGCAGAAAGUUGGAGGCAUUUUGGAACCAAUUGUUACAUGUUGUAUUGUUAAUGGAUCGGGUCUUGUAUUUAUGUAAAUUGUGCAUAAUCAUUGGUUGUCUUGCGUAAACGUUACUCUUUGCACAUACUUCAAUUUGUUUUCUCCUUCUCAUUAAACUUAAAAAGAAAAUAAUAAUAGCAGGACCAAAAGAAGAAAAGA